UUCCCACAAUGCUCCGCAGGAGGGCCGCGCUACCCUCUCAGUGUAAGCGGAGCCCAUUGGUGAAAGGAGAGCGACCCCGGCAGGCCUAUCAGCUCCCCUGUCAUUGUGCGGUGGCAGCAACCGACGUACACAGAUUAAGCGGGGCUCGGUUCAGCCUCCCUCAGUUACUACUGCUGCUCCUGCCGCCGCCUUGAAAAAGCGGCGUGGCAACCAUGAACCUGGGGGAUGGUUUAAAGCUUGAAACUGAAAUUCUGGAUGGAAAACCUAGACUGAUAGUGGCUACUUGUGUGAAUAAGUCAAAACCAACCAUAAAGCAGAUGUGUAAUAAAAACAAAAUAAUAAAACAUACAUCAAGAACCAAACUGAAUGGACAUGUUCUGAAAUCUGUUCAAACAUCUUGUGAAAAGAAUGAAUGUUUUACAAAACACAAAACUGGAUCACGGUUUUCAGUGACAAACGAUAGUAAAACUCCAGAGACAUUGAUAUGUGUUAAGGAUUUGUCAAACGAACCCUCCAGUAAAAAUCAUGCUGCAAAACCUGAUUAUACAAGAAUUUCAGUAAAGAAAUCUUUGGCAUCCAAUAAGAAGUUUAAAAAACAUCCUGCUUCUGUUGAGGAUCUAAGGGACAAUUUGGUAUGCUUAACACAACAACAGCUUGAACAGAUUUUGAUGGCAGUUAAAGAAGGAACCAAAGUUCAGGAUGAAAAGAAGGAAGAAGCAAUAUUGGAGAGUUCAGACAACAACAUUCCUCCUGAUGAGGCUACAGAAGAAAACAUAAUGGGAUUACUCCAGAAGGCUGAGAUUCCAACAGUUUCAAGUGAAAAUAGUUUCAUUUCAAGCAAAAAACAAGGAACAUUCAAGCAUGCUGAACAAAAAAUAAUUACCAGGAAUUCAUGGAAACCAGCUGAUAUGUUUAGUACCCUAGGAGAAAGAGAGAGAGAUAAAUCCUUACUAGAUGCCAAGAGGUCCCAAUGGAAGAAAGAAUUGGAUGAACAGGUAGCUUUAAAAAAGAAGCUCAAAGAAGCUUUGGAAACAGAGUCAAAAUAUUGCCCGUUUUGGCAUAAAACUGAUGUAAGAAGCUGCUCAGAAAAAUGGCAAUUGGCUCAAGAUAAGAUGGCAUUUUCAGAUGACCUGAGUGCUACAACAGAAGAUAGCCACAUUUGUAGAUGUGUAACCACCGAGACUAGUGAAGUAUCACCCAGCGUUUUGAGUGGUCAAACAGGACAGUUUUCUAGUUUCAGUUCUCCUGAUUUACCUGCUGCUAUUCGGACAGCAUUUGUGUUAGGGGAACCAGCACCAGUAGAACAUCCUUUUAGUGCUGUCAAACGUGAACAACAGAAAAAAUGGCUGGAAGAGCUUGAUAAACAGAAAGAAGCUGAUAAGCUGCGAAAACUUGAAGAAAAAUGUAAUUUAUCAAAGGGUGAAGAACAUGACAAGUGGACAAUGCAUUUUGAUUCUUUCAGGAAUCAGGCUAACAGUUUUUCACAAUGUCCAUUAAAUUCAACAUAUAAAAAGCAGGCUGAAGCUUUACAUCUUCCCCCUGAGGUUCAGAAACAAACAGCUUUCACACCUACAACUUCAUGCCAUUCGACACCUACAGAGAUUGAGGUUUCUGGAAAAACAUCUAGAAGCAAUAUUUCAGAGUCAAGUCAGAAAGCCAGUUUCCUUCGUUCAAUGACUGCCCUUUUGGAUCCUGCUCAAAUUGAGGAAAGAGAGAGGCGACGUCAAAAGCAAUUAGAACAUCAGAAAGCCAUAAUGGCACAAGUAGAAGAAAAACGGAAGCAGAAACAACUUGAAGUGGAGCAAAGGAAACAGGAAGACCAGGAAGAAGAGCAAAGGCUUGCCAAAGAACAAGAACUGAUGAAGAAGCAGUUUGAAGAAGAUCUGCUCAAACAAAAGCAAAAAGAGGAAAUUAUGGCUCUUAAAACAAAUGUGCUAUAUCAGACAAUGCAGAAAGCUCAAGAGCUGGCCCAGAGAUUGAAACAGGAACAACGCAUUAAAGAGUUGGCUGAAAAGGGACAUGAUACUUCUAAACUACAAAAGAAUAUUGGUAGCAGUGAUAUAAAUUAUGAGAGUUACUGUACUGAUCUGGAUGGCUUACUGAAUGUCACUGAUCACCAUGAUGACUUUUGUGAAGGCAGUCGCAGCAUAGUGAACCAUGAUGUCAAAACUGUUCUUUCUCCUCGAAAAGACACCGCUGUGCAGACAGAGAGUAAUACUGAUGUACCCAUCAGUACUGAAAACUCUGCUAUGCAAAUUGGAAGUGCAUCUCCAGAUAUUACUGCAGAAUAUAAAGCAAACUUCAGCAACAAAAAAUGUAAGAAAGAAGUACAGUGUCUAGAGAAAAAGAUUUCAGAAAAAGAGAAUAUUGUUGCCUAUAGCAAUAUAUAUGAACAAUCUGCACAACAGCAGAAACAGCCCAAGGAAAAGAAUGAGCAAAGGCCAGACUGGAACAUAAACAAGCCUUGCAAGAGAUACAUCCCAGCCUCAGAAAAAUACCCAAGACGGCUGCAAAAGCAAAGGGAAGAAAAGAAAGCUCGGCGACAAAUGGAGCUGCUUCAGUUGGUUGAAAGAAACACUCCUAGACAUCUCAGUCAAAAGAGUGUCAUUUCUCCGGAUAGACCUCUCUCACCUCCCAGUGAAGAUGGUGUUAAGAAUAAGGAAGAAUCACUUCUGAAAAACAAUUUGGUUGAACUAAGAUCUGACUCACCCCCUGUCCCAGCAGUUAAAAACAGAUUACAGCAACAAACGAAGACUUCUGAUUUCUCAACUCAUGAUAGAAAUGAUGGAAGAGAAAAAAGUAUCACUAUAAACAAGCAUCAGAGUGAAAGACCUUCAAAUUUUGCACCUGAAAGGCCACCUUCAUCUCAUUUUGUCCCCUAUGUGCGAACAAAUGAAGUAUAUUACCUUGAUCCAGAUGCACCCAUGACGAGACCUUCAACACAUGAUCCACAGUAUCACCAGCUGAACGAUGUUUACUAUACACCACGGCAGACUUUUAGCUCCGAUCACGUCCGGGACCCACUUUUUAAUCCAAAUGUGGUGAGAGACAGGCAGCAGGCCAUACUAAAAGGACUUUCCGAACUACGGCAGGGUCUUCUCCAGAAGCAGAAAGAAUUGGAGACAUGUCUUAUUCCAAGCAUUAUAAAUCAAGAAGAGAACUUCAUUUCACUACUUUAGGAAUUCCAAGUUCGAUGAACAGAUAUUUUGCUGUGUUGGCACUUUACACUUACUACUGUAAUUAUGAACGAAGUCUGCAGAAUGUGGAACUUGUUCAUUCAGUUGAAGAUGCUUGAAUAAAUGAGUACAUAUUUUGUAUGUGUAACUACCAGUAAUAGAAAGAAAAUCUUUAAUGGGAAACAGUGCUGCAUGUUACUUUGUUUACGUGGAAUAGUUGUCAAAAUAAUUUAAAUUUUAUGUAUUUUGUUCUUAGCAUGAAUAAUAAAGUAUUGGAUAUCCAAAUGCAA
Molecule: messenger RNA, 3466 nt
Organism: Anolis carolinensis (green anole)
Lineage: Eukaryota; Metazoa; Chordata; Lepidosauria; Squamata; Anolidae
Gene: ccdc66
Product: coiled-coil domain containing 66
Exons: 19
Coding region: 213-3179 (988 amino acids)
Biological process (GO): cilium assembly
Cellular component (GO): microtubule; cilium
Molecular function (GO): microtubule binding
Source: RefSeq, a predicted model, not a curated record